Molecule: messenger RNA, 1719 nt
Organism: Amorphotheca resinae ATCC 22711
Lineage: Eukaryota; Fungi; Ascomycota; Leotiomycetes; Helotiales; Amorphothecaceae
Exons: 3
Coding region: 1-1719 (572 amino acids)
Source: RefSeq, a predicted model, not a curated record
AUGGCCUCCGCAAAGAAGACCACAGCCAACAAGGCUGCGAAUCGGCCUUGCCCGCCUAAUCUUGGUCCGCCAGACGCCAAUUUAGUAGCAACCGGGACCAAUGGAAGCAAGAAAAUGUCAUCUGACAAGAAGAUCACUAAAGCUCACUCCAAUACGGGUAAAAUCUUUCGAUAUGCCUGGCAGAAGCAUAACCCGAGUUCUGGUCCCGAUCCACGCCCAAAGCAUGUUCGACGCUACGACCAGUCUGCGUACUUGAAGCUCAAGGAUCGUUUCAAGAAUAAUAUGGCCGACUAUCAAGAUCAAGAGGAUGCCGACGAAGAUGGGCACUCUGGUUCAGAUAGUGACUUUAAGAUCGCGGAUGAUGGCGAGGAUGAGGACGGCGACGAGAAUGACAAUUACAACAUAAAGUCUACUACCGCCUCAAAUGUUAAGGCAACCGCUAGUAGCAAGGUCAAGGCGAAGAAGCCAAAGGAAAGAGCUCCUGAUCCCAAUGGUAGAGUCGUGGGUCGUGAUUUGAUCCCAUGGAACCGAGUACGCAUGGCUGAGAAAUUGAUCCUGCAUCUGCAGUUCGAAUGCCAUCGCGCAGGAAUCCUGCUCCCUUGGGACGCUGCAGUCAAGCGCCUCCACCCGGGCUCAAAAGGAAACGCUGCCCUCCAGCACCUUCUGAAGCUGCGUGAUAUCCUCAUAACCGAAGGUCAUCUGGUACCACCGUUACUUGGUAAGAGAACUGUUGACUUGGACCCGGAAGUUCGUGGUUAUAUCCGCAACAUGAUGGGUAAUGCACCUACUGAUGUUCGCGUCGUGAACUGGGGUGAGAAUAUUGUUGAUCGCAAGGUCAAUAUCUUCAACCCGGAUAUUAUUCGCGGUUCAGGAAAUUAUCCUCGUACGAAAAAGGUGAUGAGGCCUAGCCAGUUCACCAAGGGUAAUAAUACCAACGGCAAGGUUCAACUCCUUGUGACGUUCAACCUCUCUCGUGCGGCCCUCAAGAAGUUUCCGGCGGGUACUGGCGACGUCGUCCAAGAUGUCAGCGAUACCGAUGCCGUCCAAAAUAUGGGUGAUCGUAAUGGUGGCUAUUACACUCAUGGUGAGAACUAUGAUGAGCAUGGUAGCAGUGAUGCCAUGGAGGAAGAGUUCUUUGAAGACGAUAACGCCAUGGCGGAAGAACACUUUGAUGACGAGGCUGCCACUGAGGUCAACAGUUAUAAGCCUGUGCAUUGGACAAUGGGUCAUUAUGCAGCCACCGGUGCCAAUUCCAUGGUUUCGUAUGAAAACAGUGAUGCGAUGUCAUUUGAAGCCCCUGCGGAGCAUCUGGGCAGCGACAUUGGAUUGAUGACUGACGAUUUCAAGUCCACUGCCCUCGAAUCAGAUGGUGCGUUUGAAAAUAACGAUUUCCCUGCCUCUGGUAGCUCUGACAACCAAUUGGACAUGCUGUACAGUCCUUACGAUACCGGUGAGGUGGCAUCCAAGAAUAUGACACCUGACUUGAGCCAGAUCUCUGAUGCGACCACUUUGUCUUCUAGUCGAAUUGUCGAUCUGAGUGAGAUUGGCUUCGGAUUUGUGAUUGCUACCGAUCACACUGCCACUGAGCCAUAUAAUGCCGGACCAUCGCCCCUUUACUUCCCAGAGAAUUCUGCCCGUCAUCACUACUAUGAUUUCAAUCAUAGUGAUGAUAAGGAGAACCGUAAUCUUGAUGCUCAUUGGCACCAGGAUAUGCUCUAA